AUGAGCCAGUUACCCUUCAGAAAAGGACUAAUUGUGAAAGAGAUGCUGCUAAGUCCUAAUGACCUGUCUGAGUUGGAGUCAGUAGAGGUUACAGAACCACAGGAAAUCAAGACAUACCACAAAUGUAAUAAGUCCUUGGAUCAUGUAUCUUGCACUCAAAAUGGAUCUAGUGUGAUGACUUUCCUCAAGAGAAAUGCUUUUGUUGUUCUUACAAUGGUCGGUGUUGCAAUAGGGAUCGGCCUGGGCUUUGCUCUGCGAUCCAUUAAUAUGUCAACCAGGGAUAUAAAAUAUUUAACCUUUCCUGGAGAACUUCUAAUGAGAAUCCUGCAGAUGUUGGUGCUUCCUCUCCUCAUAUCCAGUCUGAUUACAGGAAUGUCAUCUGUGGACAGGAAGGCUUAUGGUAAACUUGGGCUAAGGGCUCUCAGCUUUUACAUGGUCACCACACUUAUUGCUGCAUUCACUGGUAUUGCCCUAGCAAUUCUUAUCCAACCAGGGAAAUCAUCCAGGACUGCUUCGGUGUCCUCUAGUGGUGAAGCAGAAGCUGUGCAGACUGUAGAUUCAUUUCUAGAUCUUAUCAGAAACAUGAUUCCCUCAAAUCUGAUUGAAGCUUGUUUCAGAAAGUAUAAAACAGUUUAUUCCAGGAGUGUUUCAACAGGAACAAGUCUUGGUGUCAUCAAUGAGACUGAAACCAGUGAAAACAAUGACAGAGUACCAGUGCCAGGCACCUCAGAUGGCAUUAAUAUAUUGGGUCUAUUGGUCUUCUCUGUUGCCUUCGGUCUCACCCUGGGCAGUAUGGGGACUGAGGGAAAACCUCUGAGGGAUUUCUUCGACUGCCUGAAUAAAGCCAUUAUGCGUUUAGUCAGCAUAGUCAUCUGGUAUUCUCCCGUGGGAACCCUCUUCCUGCUGGCAGGACAGAUUGUGAAGAUGGCAGACCCUGGAGAGAUAGGUCGGGAAGUUGCCAUGUAUGCUCUCACUGUGAUUAUUGGCCUGAUAAUCCACAGUUUGUUCACUCUGCCCCUCAUCUAUUUCAUGGUCACACGUAGGAAUCCCUUCAGGCUUAUAGGUGGUCUACUCCAGGCUCUCACCACUGCUUUUGGGACUUCAUCAAGUUCUGCAACCCUACCUGUCACUCUCCACUGUGUGGAGGAAAACCACAACAUGGACAGACAAGUGGCACGCUUUAUGCUUCCUAUUGGGGCCACAAUGAACAUGGAUGGUGCAGCGCUCUAUGAAGCUGUAGCUGCUUUAUUCAUUGCCCAGGUUAAUAAAAUGGAGUUUAACCUUGGUCAAAUCAUUAUCCUUAGUUUGAUCGUCACAGCUGCAAGUACUGGUGCAGCAGGCAUCCCACAGGCUGGCAUGGUAUCCAUGGUGAUUGUGUUGGCGUCAGUUGGACUACCCACUGAAGACAUAUCGCUGCUCUUGAUUUUUGAUUGGAUACUGGAUCGUCUAAGGACUACCACCAAUGUGCUGGGUGACUGUAUCGGUGUGGGUGUCGUGCAGCAUCUGUCCAGACAUGAGCUCCAGAGCUUUCAGCUCUGAGCUUCUUGACAGCAUCUAUUUCCAAAGGCUAAGAUUCGUGUGAUAUGUUAAUGCUGAAUGAUAACAAACUGUUUUUUUGUCUUUGUGAAUUUUACUACCCAGUAUACAAUAGUAGUUGAUAUUAAUUUAGCACACACAGGAACAUGUUUUAGAUCUUCAGGAAAAGCAGAUGUAGAUGAAUCAGAUGUUAGAGGAACAGAGUUUAGGAGUGAAUUAGCUGUCCCUGCUCCUGCUGGUAUCAAUAAACCCACCGUACUUGAAGAGCAGGAGUAAUUAACACACUUCCAGCAGCGUUGCAGGGGAAGCUUGGUGAAUAUUUCUAUGUACAGUAUGUUAGAUAUGAAAUGUUAAACUUUAGUGGACAACAUUAAUAAAAUUAGGAUGACAGUAUUGGGAAAUAGAGUGUGCAUUUUAUUAAUUAAAAUAUUCAG
This is a messenger RNA of Morone saxatilis (striped sea-bass), 1970 nucleotides long. RefSeq names its product excitatory amino acid transporter 1-like. Gene Ontology annotation, cellular component: plasma membrane. Lineage: Eukaryota; Metazoa; Chordata; Actinopteri; Moronidae. Bases 1 to 1539 code for a protein of 512 amino acids. Gene Ontology annotation, biological process: L-glutamate transmembrane transport. Gene Ontology annotation, molecular function: glutamate:sodium symporter activity; L-glutamate transmembrane transporter activity; neutral L-amino acid transmembrane transporter activity. The transcript has 11 exons. The record is from RefSeq and is a predicted model, not a curated record.